Acytostelium subglobosum LB1 is the source of this 864-nucleotide messenger RNA. RefSeq lists its product as hypothetical. The record is from RefSeq and is a predicted model, not a curated record. Lineage: Eukaryota; Evosea; Eumycetozoa; Acytosteliales; Acytosteliaceae. The coding region runs from base 1 to 864 and encodes 287 amino acids. The transcript has a single exon.
AUGGUCGACUUUACAAAUGUGACUUGGGUAGUAUCCUACUUUGCGGACAAUGACACUUAUAUAUACCGGUUCAACAAGACUGGUAUAGCAAGCAUGGAGAUUGAAAUGGCAUUCAGUCGGAGGCAGUUCGAGUACACCUAUGUAGACUACAACACGACCAUUCUACCUUAUACUGUACAGUUCUGGAUACGGCUUGCUGAUACGCACAAGUAUACAGACUACGAGGUUGGGUACCAGAUCAAGACUAUCUACAAAUCCGACAGCGAGUGUAGCGACCCCGUUACCCACUUCCACUAUGAGAUCUAUGCUCAAAGACGUUUCGAUAUGCGGUGGUUCACGUUUAUGAAAGCAGACACUGCAUUGUAUGCUCGGCACUCAUCUCGCUGUCUUGAUGGUGCCGCUGGUGUGCAGUCAUGUCCACUGGAUAUCCUGGAGAGUCCACUGUCCGAGUCCAAAGGAGAGGGAUACUUCCUUGUUCGUAUACCCGCAGUGAAUCGAGCGGUUCGAACCUACUUUGACAUGCUUAUCAUCAGUACCAAUGAUUCAUUCUUGAACUACACGAAGUCGAGUUGCUUCUCUUUAUUGCGUGGCGAACCCUUGCUCACUGGCUGGCUACUACCAUCAAUGGUGCCACUGAUCGUGGUGUGUCUUGGUAGCUUUGCGGUUGUGAUCGUCUUCAUACUGAUCAUGAAUCGCAAGGCACUCACAUUUGGAAUAAUGCAAGAUGCAGAUGACAGUCAGUCAUCAGACCUUUCGGACACAGAAGAGACCAUCAAGGAGACCUUUGACAUUGAUCAACUUUGUACAGAAUUGAUCAAUGGCGGCGAUCAUCAUCAUCAUCAUCACAAAGAACACUUGAAUUAA